UUUGACGUCAACGAAAGCUUGUUGUUAUCAAUGUGUGUGAAUAUUCACUAUUAGCCUGUUUACUCCCGCUUAAAGUGUGUUUUCGGCAGGCUACAUAAACAUUUACUACUACUAAAUAAUAAUAGUAUAUUUUCAUUUGGUCUAUUAAUUUCGAUUAAGCCCGCGUAUUCAAAGGGUAUUUAACAUAUUUUGCAAUAAAAUGAGGAAGCUGAGAUAGGCUACAACUAGUCUCUGGGCGUCACAUUGAAGUAGCUAUAGUUACCAGAAACUGAACUAACUUUGAAGACAAAUGGUUUUAUGGCUCAGCUCCAGUUUAGUCAAUCUUUUGUUAAAAUAGCAUGAUUCAGAGUUUGAAUUCUCCACAAAACGAGUGCCAUGCCGGUGCUGGAAACUUCGGUGUUUAUCCUAAUUCUAAUCAUCAGAGUCGAAGAUGUCUCGACACUCGUUUUGCCACCAGAAAACGUCACGGUGAGCUGCCACAACUUUCAGACAAGGGCUUAUUGGAAUUACAGCAAGCACCCUCUACCACCUAAUUUCAUAUUACAUUUUGUUACUGAGAGUGAGAACAAGACUGUGAUUGAAACGACAGAGCUCCAUUAUGACUUGACCCACCUCAUGAGGGCGUCCGCAUUCAGCAGUCGCUACUCAGUGGAAGUCAGAGCUGUAGAAGGAGCAGAGACCUCACGACAUGUCAGCUCCCCAAUAAUCACGUUUAACAUCUUGAAGAUGGCAGAUGUCAAAUGUACCCUGGAUUUCCCUCCUGUUCAGCUGUCACCAGAUGAUAUGGGGAUUGCGGUAAGCUUUCGCAACCCAUUCUACUACUACAAAGAACUGGCGGAGUCAAACCUGUUUGACAGAGUCUUCCACUACAAAGUGUUCACUGAGAAUGUAAGCAAAAACAUGUCAUCUCCCACCACACACAAGUGUACAAUGGAAAGUACCUGUGGGGUGGUACUACCCAGCAGUAGGGGACCAUACUGUGUUCAACUAAACGGUUCAAUCAUGGACGGGAGAAUACAAUUCAACAAGACAGCCAUUAUCUGUACCCCAGACCACCAUGCGCAUGAGUCUUACCUCUUUAUCCUACUUGGGGUUCUGUUGGCGGUGUUUAUCAUUGUCAGCUUGGUAAUAAUAGUGAUGGUCUACCAGGUAAAGGCAUGGAAAACAAACCCCUCCAUUUUGCCAAAGACGUUGGCUUCACUCAUAGCAAACCCUAACGAGAGAAGAAUAAUGCAGUUUCCAGAGGAAAGAGUGGAGCACAUCGCCAUUGAGGACGACCAGUCACAGACUGAAGAGGUGGAGAUGAUCGAGGUGGAACGGCCAUGUUGUAUGGCAAAAGACCAGAACGCACAGUUUGGAAGGUUGUUGGAAGAGGACGAAGAGGAGGACGAGGAAGACGAGUGUCCGCCCUCGGGCUACGGCCACGCACACUGCCUGGAUAUGUAGGUGGAGACGCACCCAACAAGGUGAAGGAUUAUGGUGAAGCUGGAGUCCAUAACCUCCAUCAGGUCACUAAGAACCAUGGGGGGGAACAAAAGAUGGUGCCCUCGGUCUGAACUGUGGGUUGUUUUUCUCAGGAACACUUGGUUGCAUUUCUCUGGAAACUGUUGUAAGAAUAUAAAAAGCCAUCAAGAUUCUGCCACUCCGAGAAGUGAAGGUGUGCUGGCUGAACUUUGUACCUCAUCUUAGUCAUCUAGAUGACUAAGAACAAUGGAGUGUUGCCAGUACUGUUCCAACUUAUUUGCUAAUAAGACUUUUUUUCUGUAUGCAAUCAGCAUUGUGGUUAGAUUUGUGAUGGAAAAAUGGUUUUGUGAGGUUUGUUUGGAAGUCAAAAAGGUUAUAAGUGAAGGUCACGGUUUUUACAUAAAUCUUUUAAAGAAAAUAAAGCUUGGACUUUUAGGAGCCUUUAUGGAGAGAUAGUGAAUCAUACAGAAUCUAACACUGGCAGUUUUUAAUAAAAAUUACCUUUUUAACAUUUGUCAUUCCAAUUCCCCCCCCCCCCCCCCCCAUCCUAUUUUUUACAAAUUAAAACUGGAUUGCAAACUGCAGGGCGUGGAAUACCAUCAUUUAUGAAUCCUCUGGAGUACCCCCCCCCCCAAACUACUUGCAUUGUAAAAACAAUGCAUUGUAUUUUCCUGUGUUUUUUAUUCACAUUUGUACAUCUACUCAGUGUCGUGAACUGCAGACAGAAUAUUAUCAUUACCCUCAGGUGUGAGUGGGGGGGAAAACAACUCUGAAAUAUGGCGCGCACCCCAGAAUCCACUAGUGUUGGUAGAGGGAUGUUCCUUUCUGCAGAAGUGUUAAAGGCGGCAAGGCAGUCCAUUGAUUCUCCUUUUAUGAGGGCAAAGUACUUUGACUCCAUAGUCCCUGGAUAAGGUUAGGACAGCUUUAGACCCUGAACGUUGGCUCGCAGGCCCAGCAUCUGCUUCUCUUGUAGGGCUUUCUCCUGUUUGAACGCCAUUUGGUUGGCCUUCUUCUCCGUCCUCCUCUCCUGUUGAGCGACAGAAGAAAGUGGCAUGAAAUAUAUUUGAAACAUCAAAUGUCACCAUUAAACUAACUAAUUUAAUGGUUAAUGAUUAACUUUUAUCAUCGCAUUUUACUGUUCCUUUUAUUGAAACCUUUGCUUUUCACAAGACAUUUAGUGUCCUCCCACAACUACAGUGGCGUCCACAUCUCAGUAUGCUUGUACGCCUACCAGCUCUUCUCUCAGCGUCAUACCUCCCUCUAGUGGUUGACGUGGUGAUGGCGCCUGUGUUAUUAUAUGCGCUACAGGCAAUAAACACCCACUCAAAGGCGGAUCCCACGAUAGGUCUACAUUUUCAGGUCUCAUUUCAGUUUAAUCAAGCACCCAAUUAAGAGGUACUUAAUGUCAAUAGAACCCCCAAACCCACCUUGCGCUCCUCUUUGAUGGCCUGUUUCCUGGCUCUCCGCUCCUCCUGGCUCUCGUCUUUGGGGCGGGGCUGGGUGGCGGUGCGGGGCAGGUCCGAGUCGUUAAUGCGCUCCAUCCGCUCCGCCUGUUUGGCCGUCGGGCCCCGCCCGGGGAGGACAUCCAGUGGAAUGCCCGUUCUGUUGGACACUCGGAUGGGCUUGGUCUGGCGACAGCACACAUUACAACAUGUCAAGAUUCUUGAAGUGGAUAUAUUUGCUAGUAAUGUUCACGCACCAGCACUGUACAUAAAGUAACCUAACUAUUCAAGCCAAGUGGAUAACAGAAAGGCGAAUGAAUCUGUCGCUAUUGUAAUCCUACGAAGCACUGCAUUACUACAGUGACCUUCUGCAGAAUAGAAAUAUAACUUUGUAACUGACGUAACAGUUCUCAAAAUCUGCACUGGACUGGUCUUACCUUUGGUGGAUCAGCAAUGAUUUUGGGGCGGUUAUACAGGUUUGAAUAUGUGCCUGAGAGGGGGGGGAGCGGGGGGGCAGGAAAGUGAAAACGUGUGUAUAACAGCAUAAAAUGUAUACUAGUGUGAAAAACAUAUAAACCUAGUUUGAAGACAUUUUGACCAGUUAUACAUCCUGAGUGAUAUUCUUAAAAGUACAUUUAGAUAGUAUAUUAUCACUCACUGAUAAUGGUCUCACAGUCCCACUUUUCUGCUGGUGCCUCGAUGAUGAGCGUCUCCAUCUCCUGCUCAUCUUCAUCCUCCUCGUCCUCCUCGUCCUCUUUCACUGCAGGCAGCUCCUUAGGACCGAGGUCGUCGGGUCUCUGGAAGCUGAAAAACAUGUUCAUGGUUGUGAUUGUAAAAUCGUAAUGUCAAAUAUACAACAUUUCUAAUCUUGCUGUUUUAUGUUUUACAAUGUCCAGCGAUGUGUGUAUGUAUAUUCAUUGUGUGUAACGUGUUAUGGCUGAAACAGAAAAAUGUCCACCUGUGUGGACGAUUCCCUUUUCUCAUAUUCUAUACCCUUAAAAAAUAUUUUUCUAA
Osmerus eperlanus (European smelt) is the source of this 3920-nucleotide messenger RNA. It is a transcript of the gene ifngr1, whose product is annotated as interferon gamma receptor 1. Gene Ontology annotation, biological process: cytokine-mediated signaling pathway. The transcript is spliced from 7 exons. Bases 376 to 1446 code for a protein of 356 amino acids. The record is from RefSeq and is a predicted model, not a curated record. Gene Ontology annotation, cellular component: plasma membrane. Gene Ontology annotation, molecular function: cytokine receptor activity; protein binding. NCBI's taxonomy places the organism in Eukaryota, Metazoa, Chordata, Actinopteri, Osmeriformes, Osmeridae.